Molecule: messenger RNA, 1170 nt
Organism: Limanda limanda (common dab)
Lineage: Eukaryota; Metazoa; Chordata; Actinopteri; Pleuronectiformes; Pleuronectidae
Product: E3 ubiquitin-protein ligase NEURL3
Exons: 4
Coding region: 49-873 (274 amino acids)
Molecular function (GO): ubiquitin protein ligase activity
Source: RefSeq, a predicted model, not a curated record
CCUAUCUCCUGCCAAGACACUUAGAAAAUUACUGGGAGCUGCUUCGUGAUGGUGAAGGACAGUGGAAACUCUGGUGAUGCAUCAGAGACAUCACACAGGUGCGGCAUGUGCUGCCUCGGCCCUUUGACCUUUCACAAACGGGCAGUGGGAGAGAAGGUCCGCCUGAGCUGUGGGGAUCGACGCGCAGAGAGGAUCGAGGGCACCUUCAAAAACGGCCUGGUGUUCAGCAGCCGCACUGUGAAGGUCCAGGAGAAGAUUCGUCUGAGGGUGGAGAGAGAUUUGAUCUCGUGGCACGGGGCUCUCCGCGUGGGCCUCACAAACGUGCCUCCCUCAGACAGACCCCGGCCCCUGCCUAUCAUGGCCAUUCCCAACCUCACCGACCGCCCUGGCCACUGGGCUGCUCCUGUGCCUGAGUCUUACUGCCAGGCAGGCUCAGAGCUGGUGUUCUGGGUUUCGUGUGGCGGUAACAUGUAUUUCACAAGCAACAACAGCAGGCAGCACAAACUGCUAGCAGGAGUGGACCUGAGCCGGCCACUGUGGGCCAUGAUAGACAUCUAUGGACAGACGUGUUCUAUUUCACUCCUGGGCUCAGAGAAGAAGAAGAUGAUGUCCACUUACAGAUCCUGUCCUGCACCUGAAUUCCCCACCUCGCCUGUUGACAGCCGUUUGAUAUCUGACAAUUCCAGACUCUGCGAAAUUGAAUACAUCACCUGUCCUGAAACAGACGUCUCAACAGACGAACCGUGUGUGGUGUGCAUGGUAAGGGAGGCCGAAAUCACCCUGCCUUGUGGUCACCGGUGUUUGUGCUGGCUCUGCACCCCUCUGGUCCUCCAGGAGUUCGGCACCUGCCCGCUGUGUCGACAUGUGAUCUGAGCCUGAGGGGAGGGCGAGUUCGUCUCUGUGACAGCUCCAGGACACCAGCCAGACAAUGCGUCAUAAAGAAUAUCCUAUGAGUGGCACUUCCUGAAUGUGCCCGGCGGAUAAAGCUGACACUUAGAACAAAAGUUGUCCUUUGAACAAACCUUGUCAACACUUUAUUUCUAAAUAUGUGAAUAUUCUACUGAGAUAUAGAUGUGAAGAUACUGAUCAUGUACAAAAACCUAAAAUAUUGCAAAACUAUACUUUUGUUUGACUAUUUGAUUUUUGCACUGGGUCAGAUGUAUUAUGAAA